This is a messenger RNA of Hemicordylus capensis (graceful crag lizard), 11874 nucleotides long. RefSeq names its product DOT1 like histone lysine methyltransferase (gene DOT1L). Gene Ontology annotation, cellular component: nucleus. The record is from RefSeq and is a predicted model, not a curated record. Gene Ontology annotation, molecular function: histone H3K79 methyltransferase activity. The transcript is spliced from 29 exons. Lineage: Eukaryota; Metazoa; Chordata; Lepidosauria; Squamata; Cordylidae. The coding region runs from base 194 to 5446 and encodes 1750 amino acids. Gene Ontology annotation, biological process: heterochromatin formation; regulation of transcription regulatory region DNA binding; DNA repair.
UGGUAGCUCCUCCUCCUCUCCCCCUCCUGCCGCUCCCCCCUCCCUCCGCCAGUCACUCAGUCAGUCAGUCGCGGCCGCCGCUGGCCCCCUCUAGCAUGGUGUGGGUCCGCCGCCGCUCGCCCCCCACCGGCCUCACCUGACCUCCCGCUCGCCCGCCUCCCUCCCUUCCUUUCCCAGCCCCACGCCAGCCAGCAUGGGCGAGAGGCUGGAACUCCGGCUGAAGUCGCCCGUUGGAGCCGAGCCGGCCGUCUACCCCUGGCCCCUGCCCGUCUACGACAAGCACCACGAUGCUGCUCAUGAAAUCAUUGAGACAAUUCGGUGGGUCUGCGAAGAAAUUCCAGACCUCAAGCUUGCUAUGGAAAACUACGUUUUAAUUGACUACGAUACUAAAAGCUUUGAAAGCAUGCAACGGCUUUGUGACAAAUACAACCGUGCCAUCGAUAGCAUUCACCAAUUGUGGAAAGGAACCACUCAGCCCAUGAAGCUCAAUACCCGCCCCUCCAAUGGGCUCCUCCGCCAUAUCCUCCAGCAAGUCUAUAACCACUCGGUGACCGACCCAGAGAAACUCAACAACUAUGAGCCCUUUUCCCCAGAGGUGUACGGAGAGACGUCCUUUGACUUGGUGGCCCAGAUGAUAGAUGAGAUCAAGAUGACGGAAGACGACCUGUUUGUCGACUUGGGUAGUGGUGUGGGCCAAGUCGUUCUACAAGUAGCUGCGGCCACCAAUUGCAAACAUCACUAUGGUGUGGAGAAAGCUGAUAUUCCGGCCAAAUACGCUGAGACGAUGGACAAAGAAUUCCGAAAGUGGAUGAAAUGGUAUGGGAAAAAACACGCAGAAUACACACUGGAAAGAGGGGACUUUCUCUCAGAAGAGUGGCGAGAGAGAAUUGCAAACACAAGUGUUAUCUUUGUGAAUAACUUUGCCUUUGGUCCUGAGGUGGAUCACCAGUUGAAGGAGCGAUUUGCAAACAUGAAGGAAGGUGGCCAAAUUGUCUCUUCGAAACCUUUUGCACCGCUAAACUUUAGAAUAAACAGUCGAAACUUGAGUGACAUUGGCACUAUCAUGAGGGUUGUCGAAUUGUCCCCACUGAAAGGGUCUGUCUCGUGGACCGGGAAACCAGUUUCUUACUACCUGCAUACUAUUGAUCGAACCAUACUUGAAAAUUACUUCUCUAGUCUCAAAAACCCAAAACUCAGGGAGGAACAAGAGGCAGCUAGACGCCGACAGCAGAGAGAGACCAAGAGCAACACAACGACCCCGACGAAGGUCCCCGAAAACAAGGACUAUGGUGCUGAAGAAGAUAGAAGCCUUCGGGCCAACACCAUCAAAAAGCCAUCUCCGUCCAAAGCACGGAAGAAGAAGCUCAGCAAAAAGGGAAGGAAGAUGGUGGGCCGAAAGCGUGGGCGCCCCAAGAAGAUGAACGUCGGGAGCUCGGAGCGCAAGACCAAGAAGAACCAGACGGCGCUGGAGCUCCUCCACGCUCAGACCGUGUCCCAGGCAUGCUCAUCCUCUCCUCAGGAUGCAUACAGGUCACCUCGUAGUCCAUAUUACCAACUACCUCCUAAAGUGCAACGGCAUUCUUCAAAUCAGCUGUUGGUGACUCCCACCCCUCCUGCACUACAGAAGCUGCUAGACUCUUUUAAAAUCCAGUACAUGCAGUUCAUGGCGUACAUGAAGACUCCUCAGUACAAGGCAAACCUUCAGCAGCUGCUGGAACAGGAAAAGGAAAAGAAUACUCAGUUACUGGGGAAAGCGCAGCAGCUAUUUUCUCACUGUCAGGCUCAGAAAGAAGAGAUCAAGCGGCUGCUUCAGCAGAAGCUGGACGAGCUGGGCGUGAAGGCGCUGACGUACAACGACCUCAUCCAAGCGCAGAAAGAGAUCUCGGCUCACAACCAGCAGCUGAAGGAGCAGACCAAGCAGCUGGAGAAGGAUAACGGUGAACUCAGGAACCAGAGCCUGCAACUGCUGAAGGCCAGAUGUGAAGAACUGAAGCUGGACUGGUCCACACUGUCACUGGAGAAUCUGCUGAAAGAAAAGCAGGCACUGAAGAACCAGAUUUCCGAGAAACAGAAGCACUGCUUGGAACUGCAGAUCAGCAUCGUGGAGCUCGAGAAGAGCCAACGGCAGCAGGAGCUUCUGCAGUUGAAGUCGUACAUGCCACCUGACGAAUCGCUGCCCCGCCACAAAAGCCACCCGCCCCGCGAGCCCGAGCCCGGCCACGGCAUGUUCCACCUGGAGCUGGAGUGUUCCAAGUUCCCCGUGCCCCACCUGAACGGCAUGAGCCCCGAGCUCUCCAUGAACGGCCACGCCACCUCCUACGAGAUCCACCAGGCCCUCGGCAGGCCCUCCUCCAAGCAGAGCACCCCGCAGUAUGCCGCCUCGCACCUGGACCAAGAGAUCGUCCCUUGCACUCCCAGCCAUGCCUGCCGGCAGAAGCCAGACAAGGCCUCCAGUUUGUCCUUGCCGGAUUACACCCGGUUUUCCCCGGCUAAGAUCGCCCUCCGGAGGCAUCUGAACCAAGACCACGCAGGCAGCGGGAAAGCAGCAGCGAACGAGAACCAUCCAAGAGCUGAGCACAUAAAAGAGAACGGCCUUCUGUUUCCGAGCCCGACGAUAGCGAACGGCAUAAAAAUGAGCCCUCAGGAAGCCCGGCCCUCCUCUCCAGCAGCCUUGCCCAUCGCCAGCGAGAAGGCUUUGAGAGAGAGGACGUCCGUGAAUAACGGGGAGACCAUCACCAGCCUCCCCAUCAGUAUUCCCCUCAGCACGGUGCAGCCCAAUAAACUCCCUGUUAGUAUCCCCCUGGCCAGCGUAGUUCUACCUAGCCGUGUUGAGAAGGUGAGGAGCACACCCAGCCCUGUCCACCAGAACCGCGACUCCUUUUCGACACUUGAAAAACCAUUUGGUGCUAGUUCUCAUAACGGCAGCGUCAGCAACCCUGCUGGCAACAAGCCACUGACUUUGGCUACCUCAGGUUUUCCUUGCCUGCCUGGCUCCACACUGGUCAACGGGACCCUUUCGAGCAGCCCCGCCCAGCUGAACCACAGCUUCGACCACACGGCUCUGGAAGACGUGUCCAGUUCAGGAAGCUUGUUCAAUUCGGCGGGCUCUCGGAGCUCCACACCUCAGCACCCCUCCUUGCUCAUGAUGCCCUCCUGGAAUUCCGGGCAGAACUCCCCCGCGCACCAGCACUCGGCUAGCCCCCAGCUGAACGGGGCUCCCCCGGGCCUGGGCGGGGUCCUGCAGUACGUGGAAGGCACCCGAGGCGACCCGCAGCCCAACCCGGCCUUCUCGGACCCCGAAAGCGAGACCAAGGGGAGGAUCAUCUUCACCAUCUCGCCCACCACGGGGACCAUCAAGCAUUCUCCCUCUAGCAAGCACGGCCCUCUCACCGCAAGCAUCCGGAUGGAGUGUGGCCCGGCCUACGGGCAGGACGGGAAGAAGCGUGGCCGGAGGAAGCGCUCCUCCACAGGGACGCCCGGCGUGAACUCUGGGGUGUCGCCCAAGCGCAAGUCUCUGCCAACGGUGGCGGGUCUCUUCACCCAGUCGUCGGGGUCUCCCCUUAAUAUCAGCUCAAUGGUCAGUAACAUUAACCAGCCUUUAGAAAUAACAGCCAUUUCUUCCCCUGAAAACUCGCUGAAGAACUCUCCUGUUCCAUACCAGGAUAACGACCAGCCACCCGUGCUUAAAAAGGAGAAGCCCCUUGGGCAGAGCAAUGGCAUCCAUUACUCACCGCUGACCUCGGACGAGGAGCAGGGCUCAGAAGACGACCGGAACAGUACCAGAAUCGAGAGGAAAAUCGCAACAAUAUCGCUGGAAAGCAAAUCGCCGCAAAAGCCGGUGGAGAACAGCAUCAGCUUAACCGGGCGGAAGCCAGCCAGCGAGAACGUCAACAGCAGCAAGUGGAAGUCCACCUUCUCUCCCAUUUCCGACAUCAACCUGACCAAACCGGUGGACAGCCCUUUGCAAGCCCCGCCGCCCCUGAGCCAGAACUCCCUCUUUGCCUUCAGGCCGCCCGCCGAGGACGGCGCCGCUGGGGAGGCCAAGGCCGGGUCCCAGGGGAGGAAGCACACGGCUGGGGACGCCAAGGCCGGGCCAGAGGGGCUGGGGCUGUGUGCUAACUCCGUGAACGGCUUUGCGUACAACGGGGGGCUGUCGGUGGACCUCGGUUUACAUAGCUUUAUUGACGGUGCUUCGCUCCCCCACAAAGCCGCCGACGCUGCCGCCGCGGCGCCGGCACUGGGGAGCUCCUCCUCGCUGGGCUUCCUGGUGCAGCGGAACAAAGAAGCCGGCCUCUCUGACUCGAAUCCGUUCCUGAGCAAAAGGCAGCUGGACAGCCUGGGGGCCGCCAAAGGGGAGGACCUCAACUGGCCGGGCCCCAAAAGCAGAGAGGCCGGGGAGCUGGGCGUCCGCUUGGGGGGCUCUUCGGAGAAGGCCUCGGUGCUACACAAUGGCAAAAUCGGCAAGGGCCGGGAGCGGGACGUAGAGUUCAAGAACGGCCACAACCUCUUCAUUGCCGCCGCGGCCGCCGCUGUACCGUCGGGUGGCCUCCUCAACGGCAAAGCCGCCGCCGCCGCCAACCCGGCGGCCUCCUCCGCUCAGACCCACCACUCCUUCUUGAACUCGCUGGCCGCCGGCUCCCAGUUCUCCCUCGGCCCCAUGGUGACGACCGCCUCCGUGCUGCAGACCUUGUUCAACUCGAUGCCGGCCACUGGCCUGGUCCCCGUCUCGUCCGCUGCGACCCGCCUCUCAAACGCGCACGCGAUGGGGAGCUUCUCUCCGGGGGUUACAGGUGGAACAGUUGGAGGUAUUUUUAACCAUGUGGUGCCUUCUGCCUCCUCCUCCUCCUCCUCCUUCACUCCUUCUCCUUCCAUUUCCUCUUCCUCCUUUUCCUCCUCCUCCUCCUCCUCCUCUCUCCCCUUUGGAGCCUCCCUGGGCCACGGCGCUGGUUCCAGCUGUGCCGUGCUGAGCUUAACCCCUCCGCAGGUGGCGGCCGGCUCUCCCUCCUUGCACGUGCCCCCCCACCCCCCGCCCCCCAGCGACGCCCAGCAUCUCAGCCGCGCCACCGCGCCCCCCUCUCUCCGCUCCCCUCCUCCCCCGAAUGUCUCCCUCCCGCCCCCGCCUCCUCUCCUCGCGUCUCACUCCGAACCUGUCCUCCUGCAGAGCAUGUCCUCCCUGCCGGCCGCCGAGGCCUUCUUGCCACCCUCCUCCUCCUCCUCCUCCUCCACCACCGCUAACUCCGCUUUGUCUCUUAAGCUAGCUUCUCUCCAGCACAAAACCGCCUGCCCCUCCUUUACUGUCCACCACCCGCCUCUGCCCCGCUUGGCGCUGGCGCAGGCCGCGCCUGGGAUCCCACAGUCCACCGCAGCCGGCCCACCCGCCAUGUGGGUCACCCUGGGCAUGCAGUCUCCUUACGCUUCGCACCUCUCGGGGGUUAAGCCGCGAUAACGAGCUCGACUUAGCUUAAGCAUUAGUGCUUUGUAAGGUAACUAGGAUUUCUACCUCAACCCAACGUGACCUAUGCAAAGAUAAUGUGGACCAACUUCUCUCUGCUUCCACUGAAGGUGCUCGCCUGGGAACGCUCAAGGGUUUCUGCUCCCCCUUCUUCUUUUGUGUGUGUGUGUCUCUCUCUCUUUCUCUCUCUACAUAUAUAUAUAUAUAUAUCAGUACUGGACAAAACAAACCAAGUCAUAAACACAAGACCAGAAAAAAGAAAAUGCUACUGUGAAUCUAAGUUAAAUAUAUAUAUAUAUAUAUAUAUAUAUAUAUUCAAACUGCAGAAAAAAAAAUGCUUAGAAAUGCUCAAAUUUGUACUGUUGAUAGUUUAUAUAUUUUUAAAUGUUUAAAACACACACACAGUUUUGAUGACUUUGUUCCACCUGAAGUUGUAGGACUGAAAAAAACCAAGCUAACGUUGAAAUCGAAUAAUUCUCUCUCUGAAAGAAAUAAAGGAUUGGCACACCAGCAGAGACGGCUUCUCUUGGUGCUACUCACGUCCAACAAACUGUGCCUCUCCAGUCUGAUCUUGUGGUGCUUUCUGCCUGGUGGGAUGACCCGGGCCACGCCAUGCCACGCCACGCCCUCCUGGUCUGCAUUUUUGGCUCGUGAUUUAUUCUCCUUGCUCCUCUUGACAUUGCUAGAACUGACUGGCUUUUGUAGGGAAGUAAGAUGUUGGACGGGGUGGGGUGCAGUCGGCUCUGUUCUCUAGGUCCAACUGCGGUGGUAAUGCAUAUUGCAGACAGGAAGGUGAGAAUCGCGCACCUCUCCCAGGACACCCCCCCCCGGCGUGGCCAAGUGGACGCCAUGGUGCUCAGUGGGGAUCUCCCCACAGGUGUUCAGACAACAGGUGCGCUUUGAAGAGGUGCUUGCCUUAACGGUGCAAAAUCCAAAGGGGGUUUCGGUAACCACAGGGCCCAGUCCCUUGGACAAGUCUCUCCUCCAUCCCCGCCCGGCGGCUCUUCCCUUUGGCUGUAGAGGAGGUGGCAUUAUUAACAGGUGCCCUGUCACCUCGGUGGUCUCUGGCCUUGGGCAGUCCCUCUUUAGACCUUUCCAUCCCAACAGCCACGCUAGAGCAGCCUCUGCAUCUGUUCCCCUCUUCCCUCCCCUAGUUCUGUAGCGGUUGGGUCCUUCCUCCCCCCCUUGGCCUGACACGCUGUUUUUCGUUGCUUGCAUUGUUUGGCAGUCCCAGUCUUGUAGACCCGCUUCUGCCACCCCAUCUCAAAAGCUGGGGGAUCGUCCAAGGAGGUUUUGUCCCCCUCCACAGAUGAGAGGCCAGCUUAUGGUGGCCAGUUAAUUCCUUGGUCCUUGCGAUGCAGGGGUUUUCCCGUUCCCCGGUACUUCCCUGAAACUCAUUCCUAGCAGAUGCAUCAAAGCCUGCUUGUCCCAAGGAUGCUGACCGCCUGUGCGCAUGGCUCCGUGGCUGCUGGUGUUGGCUGGGUCGUUCUCAGCCGCGCUCGACAAACGUGAGCUACAGCAGACGUCUCUCAACUUCAUGUGGGGGUGAGUGGGUGUCAUCUGUUCCGAUGUAUUUUUGUUAGCAAGCUUUUGAUACUUGAUAGAGAGAACUGCUUUGCCUCUUCUAUAUUUUAUGGACUUUAAAAGUGUGCUUGCUGCUUUUGUACUGCUUUUGCGUAAGUAGGUUUUAAUGCAGUUCCACACCCACAGAGACAACACACCCACAUACCACAAUCUCUAGCUGAACUGUGUGUCACACUUAACAAACUGGUGCAUUACUUGCGGUGUGGGGGGAGGGAAUAACGUAGUAAUUUGUGACUUGGUGAUGUUCAGUGUACAGGGGAAAAAAAGGUGCACCACUUCUGGGAAGCGACUCGUAUUUUAUAGAGCUGUUCUAAAAUUUAUAAAUAGAUUUCAUAUGCUUUUCGUUUAUUUUGUAUUAGCUGGUGUUAAUAGUAAAUCCGGGGGUGGGGAUAUAAAGGGUUGUGGGUUUUGUAAGAUUUAAUUUAUUCAAGCGUGUAAAAGCAACCGAGGUGGGGAGCUUGGCGUGGACAGAUCCUUGCUCUGCGCACAGGGUAGUUUUGGACGGAGGGCUGGCUGAAGAAAUUGCAAUAAUAACAGAUCAGUGAGAUUUCAGCAGGUCAAGGUGGAACUAUUGUGGUGCUCUCUGUGCCGGCUAGCCAGUUACAGGGGUGGUUAGGGACAAGAUUCCAUCAGCGGUGCCUCGUGUCUGUUUCUUCCCUGCCUGCUGGGGGGGACCACCUUUCCACAGCUGCCUACCUUCCGUUCACCAUUGCCCCAUCACCCAAUGAGGUUCUCGGCUGCGUUUCUCAUAUACAGGCCCCAGGAGAGCGGGGGGCAUGGAGAGUGGAAGCCCAUCUAGGAUCAGUGUUUCCAGGGACCCUUCAGUGUCCUGGAGCUCACCAAGCAAGCUCCUGCAUUUGCCCCAGUUCGGGGUGGAAGAGAAGAGUUGGGGUGGGAGGAGAUGCUCCUUCCCUUGCUCGUCUUGGGCCCUGCAACUACUGUGCUCAUGGGCAUUGCGUGCUCAAUCAAUGGCUCAUGAAGGGGAAAACUGGCACAGGGUGGGCCGCCUUUCCUCCCCCCCCCCCCCGCCCUGACCCUGUCCUCGUAGACUGUGCCUGAAGAGGCAUGUUUGUCUGGGAUACCUUUUGCCACUUGGCCCUUAACGUCCAUCAGAUGGGUUUUCCUUGAGGAUGGUUGGGCAGGCCGCCUAGCUGAUUUCCACCGGGUGCGGAGAGUCCUGCGUUUCCGGCAGCCGCCACACACACGACGGUUGUCUGAAUUGGUUGCCGUCUGUUGGAUUUCCUUUGCCAAGGCGGGCAAAAGUGUCUCUGGAAACAAGGAAUGUCUGAGAGGAGAGAGCACCCCGCCAAACGUCCUCUAGUAGCUUCUAGCAGCAGCCCCUCAACCAGGGUUCCUCCAACAUGGGUCCACGGACGUUGGACUGAUUGGAGUUGUAGUCCGACGACUCCCCCAUCUCCCUCCUUGGAGAACUCCUGCUUCGAACCCCGCGCCGCGUCCUGGAGUCCAGGACAAAGUGGUGUUCCCACCCGGUGACCAGCUGUGCGUGCUCUCUGGCCUUCGCCCCCACAGGAAGGAGUCGAUCUCUAGCAUAGCGGAGGUGGGUUUUGUAUGAGAAGGGAGAGGUGCAUUUCCUGUGUAUCAGCAGCCCUAAACAUCACCAUGCUACUGAGCGCCAGCGCGUGGCCCUUCUACUGCAAAAUGUCCUCUGCAGAAAAACCCACUCGUUUGACAAUCAACCCCUACCCCCUUGUUGGCCACUCUCUUGCCCUCUCUUGGCUCUUCUCAUCCUUGGCUGCAGGUGGGCUGUGGCGAUUUGAGGCUUGAGGGCCUGAUCUCCCCCCGCCCCACUUUGCCCUUCCCAUCUGUCUUCUUAAAAAAAUCUCGUGACAUGGAGUCCUCUCCUCUCCUAGUGAUGGCCCCUCCCACUCUUCACUUUGACACUUGUUAGACUCCGGAAAGGGAGGUGGCUGGGUGUCUUCUCAAGAUCCGGUUCUCUUUGACGAUGGUGCUGGCCGCUGCUGCUGCUUAGCGGGCUCGCUUGCCUCCCCUUGCUUGAGAGGCCUUCCUGGCCGUCUUGCCCUCUGUGGGUGGACACAGGCCCACAAGAGAGAGGAGUCUCCUCUCUCGCAGCCCGUCCGUGAGUCUUGCUGUCCCUCUAGCUAGCUUCUUGGCGUUCAAAGUGUCGGGGCAGACACUUUACCUGGAGCGAACCCUGGGGGGCUUUUCUCCGCAAGGGGGCUUUGCAUGUGGCAUCGGUCCUCCACCGGCCGGCCGGCUGGCCGGCUGGCCUGCUCCUUCAGCUCGCUUCCAAGCAGACGUUCCCCUUGGGAGGCCAGAUGUUUGCCAAGUCUCCAGGCCUCUUCAUUGUGCUGCUAUAGACAAGGCCAUGGGAUAGUGGCCUUCCCUUCCUUAUGAAACAGAGGCAGGCCCCAGGCUCACUUCAGCAUUCCCGGCCGGCUUUCUUGGACCCUGACUUGGGCAGGAUCCCCCAUUUUUUCAUGUGGCAGCUAUUCAGGUCUGGGAGUGAUCGGGUCCCCAAACCCAGUACCCCAUGGGAUGCUCUCCCCCAAAGCCCGCCUUACUCCGCCUUGGGCUCAUCAUUCUUGCCGGUGCUCUCGUUUCCAAGGACUGUGGCUCACGAAGGCUGGCCGUCGGCUCCAGCCACACGACCGAAGAACCUUUCCUCUUGAAUAUCGUCUCCCCAACUCCCCCAGACGUGGAGACCAAUCUCCGAUCAGUCCGCUGUUGACCUGGAGAUGAUGCACCUUUGUGUUCGGGGACGGGCCGAGCACACGGGCGACGCCACCCUCCGGGAACUUCAUAGCCAACAGUUCUGGCCCUCCCUGCCUGCCUGGUCGGUCGGGUUGCAACACCGGCACCAACACCCUUUCCUGUCCUUAGCCCCAGAGCUGCAAAAGGGAAGUGUUGCCUGAUUUUUGCCGCAGUUGCAUUUUCAGGGCGGCAGCUUGCUUGUUCAUUCCCCAAGACUCAAACCUGACCCUGCUUUCUGGUGUGGAAUAUGGUGCUAUUUCUCUGCCCGUGACAUCAUCUCGGGGCAUGUGUGCAUGCACAUGUGUUCGUUGCCUCUCCAACCUGGAAGCCACGCCACGCCCCCCGCUCCGAACUCCACUCCAUGCUUGUCUUAAAUCCUUCUGACCAAGUGCACAGAUUUGUCUCGUGGCAUCCUGGCUCACCUGUUUGUCUACGCUGGCUUUGGACGUAGGGCUGCUUCUAGGCUCGCUCUGGCCAGGGAGACUAGCCGUCUGGCCGGCUUGCUUGCUUGCUUUCUGUGUUUGAACUCGCAUAGCAACGCCUGCACCCAGGGCACUAUUUGAAAUCUGUGUAAUGGGGAGUGUGCCGCUUUGAAAUCCAAACUGCCUCUUGUCUCUUGCUUUUUACCUAAUUUGAGAAACAAACCCAAACCUUUGCCUACUGUGUAUCGCUAGGUUUUUCGUGGACACAUCCUUAAGCACAUGCACAGAUUGUGCAAAAAUGAAUUUGAAGAAUUUUGUAGUUGUCUGCAAAUGAUGAGGGGUCAUAAUUGUGCGUUGGGGUGAAGAGUGUGUGUGUGUGUGUGUGUGUGUGUUGUGUGUGCUAUUGCAGCAGCCAUGAUGGGAGGAAAAGUUGGAUUUGGUGGGCUUGUUUUCAGUUUUAAAGCACAGGUUGCUUCAGAGUGAAAGCAUUUUGGGUGGGUGUUAUGAGGCAAUGGAGUUUUGCCCCCAGAAAAUAAGCAGGUUUUCUCUGGUGAAUAAAGUGUAUUUAAAUGAAUCUACAGAAAACAAAUAAUGCAGUAAAAAAUGAACAUAUGGGGCCACAACGUCUACUUUGAAACCAGCCUUCCUAUAUUCUUAAUAUCCUUCAAGACCUUUUACUGGGCUGCCUGUCCUUGUGAGGCUGGGUAUUUUUCAUAUUUUUUAAAAAAUGAAAGGAAACAGAGGGGAGUUGGAAUCAGACUAUCAGUUUCCAAAACCUUUUCUUGGGUGGUCGCCGGUUGGAGAUUCUCUGAUCACCAGAGGUGACCAGGUCAAGGUUGGUUCUCCAACUCGGUGCAGACUAAAGAUCUCCUCCAGGCAACCCUAGCGCAACUUAGCGAGGAUCCUUUCAGAACUGAUCAGGUUGCCAUUUCCUCAUGACACACUGAUUGGGAGUUUUUAAUCUAGCCCCUGCCCUAGCUCCCUAUAGCUGUGUGGGAUGGCGAUUUAUUUCUGCAAUGGAUAAGGGAAACUUUGGGUCGAAUGGCCUAGCUAAAUUUGCUCUACUUCUCGGUGUUCCACAUUUGAGUCUUCAAGAAACACACUUUGCAAAAGUCACUAGACUGGUUAAGGCCUUUUUCUUUUUUCUUUUUAAAGGUGUGAAAAUCUGAUUUGGGAGAGUUGAAGGGGAAAUUCAGUGAUGGAAAUUGCUGUUGCUCAGGAAUUCAUUUGUAAAAUGUAAAAUAAAAUCCAUUUCUUAAUGGAUUGAAGAGUACCCAUUUUCUUGCUUAGAGGUGGUGAUAUGGGAUGUUCUUUCCUAGGGACUAGGAGCUUUGUUUUGUACACAUUAGACCAUGAAAAGGAAAUUUUAUUUAAAAUUCAAUACUCUCCUCUAAUGUAUCGGGUUUGUCUGGUUUUGUUAAUUUGCUCAGUCAGUUUGACUUCUCAUUCUUCUAUAGAACUCAUGUGAAAACUUCUGGUGUGUGUAUAUAUGUAUGUAAUAAUCUUAUCUAUAUUUUUUUCCCCACCCCGUGUCCUUUCCAGUUCUCUGCACUGCAAAAUUUCCUCGCUCAUUCUAAUCUCCUCCCAUAUGUCCCCAUAUGUCCCCUUGAUUUGUAAUUGAAAAAAAAUGGCUUUGAAGUUUGUCUUUAUAUUAAAAAAAUGUAUGUAUUUUAAUACGCUGUA